AUGACGGACCCUCUGAGGAAAACGCUGUCCAGGCUCCGGGGAAGACGGGGUCCCCACGCCACCGGGGGGCUCGGUCUCCGGGCGGCCACAGCAGCCACCGUGGCGGCCUCUUCGGCUGCCGAGGGAGACACGAGUGGUGCCCGGGACGCCCCCUCAGGCGAGCGCGCCAGCGGAGCUCGGCCGAACCUGGAACGGCCCCCGCCGUCGCCUCAGGCGUGGGGUCCUGAGGCUGGGGUCCCGGGAGGGCGGCCGGAGAGGUCGGGGGCGCUUGGGCCUCCGCCGCGCGGCUGGAAGGAGGCCACCCCCCCGGGCCGCGGGCUGUACGCCCCGCCGGGCUCCGAGGGCAGCGGAGAGGACGAGGAGGACGACGCCGACUACUACGAGAACCUGCCCGGAGGCUUCCAGCCUACGUCCCAGCCUGAGGGGGCGGAGGCGGAGCGGUGGCCCCCGCCUCCCCUGGCCGUGGGCUCCUCCCCGGGGGCGGAGGGCGGCCGCUUGGAGACAGGCAGGCUGCAGACCCAGUUGCGAGAGGCCUAUUAUCUGCUGAUCCAGGCCAUGCACGACCUGCCCCCUGACUUCGGCGCGCGGCGGGGCGACCGGAGCUGGGCAGAUCGCGGUUGCCCUGCGGGAGCCCGGGCUCCGGGCCAGCCGCCUUCCCCCUGCGGCGCGGCGGACGGCCGAGCCUGCCCCCGAGACUGGGAGCGCGGAGGCGGCAGCCGCCCUUGGCAGCAGGUGUCCCCGCCCCGGUCGCCUCCUGGGGAGUCGGGGGGAGGCCGCCCACGGACUCCUCGGAUGCGGCUGUCCUGCAGCAGAAGUCUCGACAGCCUCCAGGUGGGUGCCAAAACGCCUCCCUUCCAGCGGUGGCCGAGCGACAGCUGGAUCUGGUGCGGUACGCGCGGGGAAGCGGAGGAGCCCCCGCCACGUGGAGGCGGGAUGGACGGCUGGAGCGGAGGCAGCGCCCGGGCCGCGUCGCCCGCGGGCCCCCGGCUUCCCAGCUCCCAGGACCCCGGCCGCUCCACGGGAAGCCACGGCAAAGGGGACGGCCAGGAGGGGCUCCCCUUCCUCAGGCCGCCCGCGGUGACAGUCAAGAAGCUGCAGAAGUGGAUGUACAAAGGACGUCUGCUGUCCUUGGGAAUGAAGGGUCGCGCCCGUAGGACACCCCCCGAUGGCACGGAUGCUCAGGCAACCUCUCCAAAUCUGGGCGCUUUGAAAAUGCGGGAAAGUCAGGUCCUGUCGGUGCCUCCAGACCAAAGAAUUACGCUGACAGAUUUAUUUGAAAAUGUCUAUGAAUCUUCAAUGAAGAGAAAUGAACUCGAAGAUCUGAAGGAUAAUAUUGGCUUCAGGGGUCAUCAGCCACUUAACAGCAUCACUGUGUCAAAGAAACGCAAUUGGCUAUAUCAAAGUACUCUGAGAUCUUUUAAUUUGGAAGAAGAAAAUAAGAAAUGCCAAGAUAUAAGUCAUUUAUCUGUUUCACCUAUUUCUCUACCUAAACAGCAGCUGUCACAACCUUUUCUCAAAUCAUCUGAAGGAUAUUGUACGUAUAUGGUGUGUAAUGCUACAAAUUCUUCAUUAUCAAGAAACUGUUCAUUAGACUUUAAUGAGGAAAAUGAUGCAGAUGAUGAAGGAGAAAUAUGGUACAACCCCAUCCCUGAGGAUGAUGACUUUGUUAUAUCAAAUGCCUUGAGUUUUGGUGAGGCAGACUCUGCUGUUCUGAAGUUUCCUGAUGUCGGUUUGAAAGUAUCAUCUGGCAGUAACCUAAUGAAAGCAGAGCAGUGCUCUGAAGGCCCGCUCUGCUCUUCUGAACGCACAGGCGAUGCUCGGACCACACAGUCAGAUGCGGUAAAUCCUGCAGAUUCCAUCUGUCCCACAGAGUUUGUGCAGCAGGACAAGCAAAGGCAUAGACAGAAGAUGCAAGAAUGUACAAUUAUAGAGGACAGCCCCAUGUUGAAAUCUCCUUUUGCAGGUCCAGGGAGUGUAGCUGCUACAAACAAGACUGAUUUGGGAGUUAAGGAACCAUCUUCACCAAGCCCUAGCCCUGUGAAAAAAGGCAGUUCAAUAAAUUGGUCUUUCCCGGAUAAAAUAAAAUCUCCACGAACUGUGAGGAAACUUUCCAUGAAAAUGAAAAAGUUGCCAGAACUGAGCCGAAAACUGAGUGUUAAAGGAACCUUGAAUUAUGUAAACAGUCCAGAUAAUACUCCUCCUUUGUCUAAAUGUAACUGUCAAGAGAUUCAUCACGCUGUUAUUCUACCUUCUGGGAAUACAACCACAGCUGCUAAGAGGAAUGUAAUAAGUCGGUACCAUCUUGAUACCAGUGUGUCUUCUCAGCACAGCUAUCAGAAGAAAACGUCCGUGAGUUCUAAGUAUUCCUGCAAAGGUGGUUACCUCAGUGAUGGAGAUUCACCUGAGCUGAUAGCCAAAUCUAGCAAAUAUGGAUCCGAAAACAAAUUUGCAAAAGGAAAAGACAUAAUCCCAAAUAGCGGCAGCAAGAAUGAAAUAGACAUUGAUGCUUUUAGACAUUACAGCUUUUCUGAUCAACCUAAGUGUUCACAGUACAUAUCUGGGCUCAUGAGUGUGCACUUCUAUGGUGCUGAGGAUUUAAAACCACCUAGGAUAGACUCAAAGGAUGUCUUUUGUGCAAUUCAGGUAGAUUCAGUGAACAAAGCCAGAACAGCUUUGCUCACAUGUCGAACAACGUUUUUAGACAUGGAUCACACUUUCAACAUAGAAAUUGAAAAUGCACAGCAUUUGAAAUUAGUAGUGUUUAGUUGGGAACCCACUCCAAGAAAAAACCGAGUGUGUUGUCAUGGAACUGUUGUUCUUCCCACCUUAUUCCGAGUGACAAAGACACAUCAAUUGGCUGUCAAACUUGAACCUAGAGGUCUUAUUUACGUAAAAGUGACUCUUUUGGAACAGUGGGAGAAUUCACUUCAUGGGCUAGAUAUAAAUCGAGAACCAGUAAUAUUUGGUGUUGAUAUUCGAAAAGUUGUAGAGAAAGAAAAUAUAGGCUUGAUGGUACCACUUCUGAUUCAGAAAUGUAUUAUGGAAAUUGAAAAGAGAGGCUGUCAGGUAGUAGGCCUAUACCGAUUAUGUGGCUCGGCAGCAGUCAAGAAAGAACUUCGAGAGGCUUUUGAGAGGGAUAGCAAAGCUGUUGGUCUGUGUGAAAGCCAGUACCCAGAUAUAAAUGUAAUAACAGGUGUUCUUAAGGAUUAUUUAAGAGAACUUCCUUCUCCUCUGAUAACAAAGCAGCUUUAUGAGGCUGUAUUAGAUGCAAUGGCAAAAAAUCCUUUGAAAAUGUCAUCAAAUGGUUGUGAGAAUGAUCCAGGUGAUUCUCAGUACACUGUUGGCCUUCUGGAUUGUCUGCCUGACGUUGAGAAGGCAACUCUAAUGAUGUUGUUGGAUCAUUUGAAAUUGGUGGCUUCUUAUCAUGAUGUGAAUAAGAUGACUUGCCAGAACUUGGCUGUGUGCUUUGGACCAGUAUUACUAAGUCAGAGGCAAGAGACUUCCACCCAUAACAACAGAGUCUUUACUGAUUCCGAGGAACUUGCGACUGCUUUGGAUUUUAAAAAACAUAUUGAAGUUCUUCACUACUUACUUCAACUCUGGCCAGUGCAACGUUUAACUAUCAAAGAAUCAGCAGACAAUUUGUUCCCAGAGCAGAAGUCUUCUCUUGAUUAUUUGAGGCGGAAGAAAGAACGACCUUACCUUUUAAAUUUGAGUGGUACUGAAUCAUCAAGAGUACUCAGGCCAAGGCAAACCAGACUAGACAGUCCACUCAGUAAUCGUUAUGCAGGAGACUGGAGCAGCUGUGGAGAAAACUACUUUUUAAAUAAGAAAGAAAAUUUAAAUACUGUGGAUUAUGAUGAUGUCCCUUCAGAAGACAGAGAAAAUGGAGAAAACUGUAGCAAAAUAUAUGAGCCAGAUAUCAUGAUUGAACAGCCAACUCCUCCGUCCAAAGAAUGCACAUUUCAGACAUAUUUGACAGUGCAGACAAUUGAGUCUAGUGUGGACCAAAAAGUCAAUCUCAAAGAUCUACAAGAAAGUAUUGAUACUUUGAUUGGAAAUCUAGAGCGUGAACUCAACAAAAACAAGCUUAAUAUGAGUGUUUAA
Rangifer tarandus platyrhynchus (Svalbard reindeer) is the source of this 4107-nucleotide messenger RNA. The record is from the annotation of a GenBank genome assembly. Lineage: Eukaryota; Metazoa; Chordata; Mammalia; Artiodactyla; Cervidae.